AUGGCGGGUCAACAUCACGGCGGUGGCGGCGGCGGCGGCGGUCAAGCUCAAGUCAUCGUCGUUCCUCUUGGCGGAGGCGGCGGCGGCGGCGGAGGCCAUUCACAUGCCUCUGCUGGAGCUGGCGCAAGCGCUGGACCUCAAAUUAUCCGUGUUAUCCAAGAACAACGUGCUGAUGCCAAUCAACCAGGACCUCCACAAAUUAUUGAAGUUAUCAAAACUGGAGGACGUCCCCCCAAGCCAAGACCAAUUAUUCUUUUGCAACAACCCCCAAGAACACCCAAACCCGGUCCAAUUAUUGUCAAAGUCAAGGAACAAUUGGCUCCUCCCACUCCUCCAGCUCCCAUUAUUGUCAAGCUCAAGGAUAACGGUCCUCCUCCUCCUCCCCCUGCUCCCAUCCGUGUUCAUCUCCAAGAAAAGGAAGCUCAACAAGGCGGACAUGGCGGCGGUGCUCAUGCUGGCGCUUCUGCUGGAGGUCAAGAUGUUGCUCAAGCUGCUGCCGUAGCUGCGGUUCAAGCUGCUCUCGCUCAAGGCGGCGGUCAAGGAGGAUACGGAGGCGGCGAUAAUGGAGCUGCUCAAGCCGCUGCUAUUGCUGCUGCUCAAGCUGCUGCUUUACAAGGAGGCGCCGGAGGAUAUGGCGGCGGUCAAGAUGCUUCACAAGCUGCUGCUGUAGCUGCUGUUCAAGCUGCUCUUGCUCAAGGCGGAGGCUCAGGCGGAUAUGGCGGAGGUGAUUCGGGUGCUGCUCAAGCUGCUGCCAUUGCCGCUGCUCAAGCUGCUGCUUUGGGAGGCUCACAAGGAGGAUAUGGCGGAUCACAUGGAGGCCAAGAUGGUUCUCAAGCUGCUGCUGUUGCUGCUGUCCAAACAAUCGUCACUCAACAACACUAA
Messenger RNA from Culicoides brevitarsis, 882 nucleotides. RefSeq names its product circumsporozoite protein-like. The record is from RefSeq and is a predicted model, not a curated record. Lineage: Eukaryota; Metazoa; Arthropoda; Insecta; Diptera; Ceratopogonidae. The transcript has 3 exons. The coding region runs from base 1 to 882 and encodes 293 amino acids.